AUGCCCGACUUUACUCCCACCCAAUCCCUAAAAUUCACCACCCUCGACGUAUUCACCUCUAAACCCUUCACCGGAAACCCUCUCGCGGUCGUCACUCUCCCCUCUCAAUCCGCGAUCUCGCACGAACAAAAACAGUUCAUCGCGCGUGAAUUCAAUUACUCCGAGACCGUCUUCGUCUCCGCCUCCACCACAAGCGCCAACACCCAGGGCACUGACACGGACGCCACCGCCACAAAACCUGAAUACGAUGUGGCGAUCUUCACGACAGAUGCGGAGAUCCCAUUCGCGGGACAUCCGACCAUCGGAACCUCGCAUUUCCUGCUCUCACAGGCUGCUCAUGCCACAGAGGCCAUUCUGAACGUGAAAGCAGGCCCUAUCCACGCACGAUAUGACCCACAGACUGGGUUCGCCUCCGCUCGGAUCCCACAGGCAUUCCACGUCCACGCUCAGGCCCUCGCAGCGUCCGCACUACUUCGGAAUCAAGUCUCUCUUGCGCCGUACUUGAAGGAUAUAAAGGAGACGAAGACAUAUCCUGUUGUUUCUAUUGUGAAGGGCAUGACGUUCGUACUCGUUGACCUGGCGUCACUGGAGGAACUGGAGGCCGUCACGCUCGCAUGCACGCCUAUCCCGGAAAUCCAACUCGAUACACAUGAUGGGUGGGAUAAAUCCCUCGUAGGACUCUACUUCUACGUCCUCCAAAGCCAGCCAAGCGAUUCGUCACAGGCACAUAAAUUCAAGCUAAGGACGAGGAUGAUAGAGCCCGAGUUGGGGGUGGAAGAUCCUGCGACGGGGAGCGCUGCGAGUACAUUGGCGUGUUAUUUGGCGACGAGGGAGCAGGAGAGAGGAUCCGGAGGAGCGAGGUAUGCAUUUGAGAUGGUGCAAGGGGUGGAGAUGGGGAGGAGAAGUGAGAUUGGAUUGGAGGUUGAGGUGGGGAAGGAGGGUGACGUGACGGAGGUUGUGUUGAGUGGGACGGCUGUUGCGGUCAGUGAGGGAACACUCAGGGUUUGACCGGGCUUGGUCUAAGAAAACGAAGGAUACAUCUCUGUUUUCUGUUGAAUGCAUUGACAGUUGUGCUUCGGUUUGCUACGGUUUGGCCACUAUUUCUUGAGCGUUGGCGUUCGAUCUUGCUGUCAUGCCACCAUCCCAGCUCUCUAUCUACUAACAUCUCGUUUUAUUUCAUUGCCAAGAACUGUAUGGGGUUCUCUCUCCAACUUCACUGCUCAGUUGGUCGAAUGUAAAUCCCCCUUUCGCCCUUUCGCCCUAACAUCAAGGGAGAUGAUCGAGAACAUUGGGAGUGUUCGUUACCGAGUAUUGAGAGGUGCCAUAGUAUGCGUUGUGCGGUGCUAGAAGCAGGGCUUUCUGCAUAUGAGAGCGCAGGAGUUGAUUACAUGCAAAAAUAGGUCACCUCAUUGUGGCCUCGAGUUCUAAUAUCGGUCUGCCCUAUGCGUGGACGUUGAGGGUGUACAAAGCCGGUUUCCUAGCGAACUGGGAGAUGGUGAUCAAGAAGGGACUGCAGCGUGUAUACGGACUUGAUGAUGACGAC
Messenger RNA from Stereum hirsutum FP-91666 SS1, 1543 nucleotides. Its product is annotated as Diaminopimelate epimerase-like protein. NCBI's taxonomy places the organism in Eukaryota, Fungi, Basidiomycota, Agaricomycetes, Russulales, Stereaceae. The record is from RefSeq and is a predicted model, not a curated record. The transcript has 3 exons. Gene Ontology annotation, cellular component: cytoplasm. Gene Ontology annotation, biological process: biosynthetic process. The coding region runs from base 1 to 1008 and encodes 335 amino acids. Gene Ontology annotation, molecular function: isomerase activity.